Vitis riparia (riverbank grape) is the source of this 856-nucleotide messenger RNA. Its product is annotated as protein LOL2. Bases 158 to 583 code for a protein of 141 amino acids. NCBI's taxonomy places the organism in Eukaryota, Viridiplantae, Streptophyta, Magnoliopsida, Vitales, Vitaceae. The transcript is spliced from 4 exons. The record is from RefSeq and is a predicted model, not a curated record.
UGCAGCGUACGGUCAAUGUUAAACGACGUCGGUUUAAGUUGUGGUACGGAGAGUGCAGAGGAUGAUACGAUACGACGUCGUUUGAGGUUCGUAUCUUCGGGAAAGGGAAAAGACGAGUUGAGUUGCCGCCGGAGAGAGAAGAUAGAGGGUUGAGUCGAUGGAGACAGAGGCGGAGACAACGGGCUCGAGGCAGGAAGGCCUAAGUCCUAAUCACAGCGCCGGAAACGGGAAGGACGCCCGGAGAGAUGGUGAAAAUGUCGCACCGACUACAACCCUAAAACAACCUUCUGAAAUGGCUCAAAUGGUUUGUGGUUCUUGUCGCCGCUUGCUUUCUUACCCACAAGGAACCAGACAUGUUGAGUGCUCUUGUUGUCAGACAGUCAAUUUUGUGCUAGAAGCUCAUCAGGUCGGGCAAGUGAAGUGUGGCAGUUGUGCUGUGCUGUUGAUGUACCCAUAUGGAGCUCCAUCAGUCAGGUGUUCCUCUUGCCGUUUUGUCACCGAAAUUGGGGUGCAUAAUAGACGCCCUCCAUUAUCUGUACAGCAAGGACACCAAUUGCCCGUACAUUCCUACACUGAUAAUUAAACUGCCUACAUCUGUUGGCAGACGAGCUUGGGGAUCCCAACCUGUAGCUUCAACCUUUUUUCUCGUCUUUACUGCUGAGUCUAGUGGGUGCUUGAUGACAGAUUGACAGUAGACUACACACUUGUUUUUCUAAAUGCAGAGAAUCCUGCUUGUACAGAAAAAGUGAUGAUUUCAUUAUUUUCUUAAUCAAUUAACAAUCUCGUGCAAACCUUACAGUUCCAUUUUUGCGUUUUUGCAGUCCCGUCAUAAUUCAUAUGAUCUGUAUUUUUGUUG